Molecule: messenger RNA, 14357 nt
Organism: Aedes albopictus (Asian tiger mosquito)
Lineage: Eukaryota; Metazoa; Arthropoda; Insecta; Diptera; Culicidae
Gene: Zdhhc8
Product: palmitoyltransferase ZDHHC8
Exons: 9
Coding region: 1134-3677 (847 amino acids)
Biological process (GO): protein palmitoylation
Molecular function (GO): palmitoyltransferase activity
Source: RefSeq, a predicted model, not a curated record
UCAACAUUUUGCUCGCUUCUCUUUUCGUCGACGGUCGACGACGAAGACGACGGGACGGACGGAGUUUUUGCACUACUAGAGUCAAGUACACAGCUCGCUCGGACACUAGGUAGAGGCUUCUCCGGAUUAGGAGCACCAGCGCAGCAUUCCAGCUGGUUCCGUUGUGUCGAAACAGUGAAAAAUCCGAUCGUGGAGUGUGUUUUCCAGCAGCAGGCGGACGUCCCACAGCCCCCAGCGCGUCGUGUGUGCGUGGAAAAGGUGGAAAAUCGCUUCCGAAAAAAGAGGUGUAGUGCGUGUGUGAUGUAGGGUAGUGGCGAAGAAAAAAAAGUGUGUUGAGGAUUUUCCUCCUGGCUGGUUGGCUGGUGUUCUGCUAUUUUGCAGCCCUUUUUGUGUGCGCGGAGGUCAGUCAGUGCGAGGGUGGGUGAUAAAGGCGAAUCAGGGUGGAAAAAGAAGGAAGAAGCACACAAUUGCAAGGAGUCGCGGCUGCAAGUGAAGAGUUUUCGGAUUCGGCCACGAAAAAACGCGAUUUUCGGAAGUGCCCUGCUGAGGAAGAUUUUCUUUUCCCUUGUGUGGUGUAGCAGCAUUCCAGAAAAGGAAGAAACAAGUCGACCAUUCGAUUCAGCUCGGAUAAUGGCGUGAUAGUGGCGGAGAGUGUUUCUCGAGUUGUGUGUUGCCCCCUUUUGAAAAUGGAGUAGAAGCAGGAGCUAAAAUUAAUCGAAAUUGCAGACGGCGGCGUGAGGUGAGGUGUGUGCGAUCCGAAGACGACGGAGGAGUGUUUGAAACAGCUAGGAAGGUUACUCCGAUGGAGGGUAACCUGUGCUAGCUCCCCGACGAAGAAGAAUCAAAAGAUCAAAAUAACGAAGAAAACGACGUCGACGACGACGAUAAAAAAGCGAAUAAUCAUUACACUAGUUGGGUGGGUGAAGGAAGAAGCGUGUGAAGCAGAAAGAAGAAGCUCCGAAAGCAACAGAGCAAAGUCAUCCGUGACUCCUCCCCCAUUCCGAUCUGUCAGGUGGUGAAAAUUUGCUUGCAAACAACAAGAGUGUGGUGAAACGCGGUCGGAAUCGAACGGGACACAGCCAGCUGUUUGUUCCCGUAGUUCCAGCAACGACGACGACGACGACGACGGGACGAUGCCGAAAUGUGAUGUCAAAACCAGAUACAUCCCAGCGACCUUCGCCUGGACGCUGCUGUUGGGCACGACGUUCCUGUUUUUCUACUAUCCAUGUCGCCAGUUCUACGUGCAGCGACACCCAUGGGUGCCAGCGUACCAGGCCGUCAUCACGUUCUUCGUCAUCGCCAACUUUACGAUGGCCACCUUCAUGGAUCCCGGUGUUAUACCGAAAGCCCCACCUGACGAAGACCGCGAGGACGAGUUCCGGGCUCCGCUGUACAAAAAUGCCGAAAUCAAUGGCAUCACGGUGCGGAUGAAAUGGUGCGUGACGUGUAAGUUCUACCGGCCGCCACGGUGUUCGCACUGUUCCGUCUGCAAUCAUUGCAUCGAGACAUUCGAUCACCACUGUCCGUGGGUGAACAACUGCAUCGGCCGGCGGAACUACCGGUUCUUCUUCUUCUUCCUGAUCUCGCUGUCGAUCCACAUGCUGAGCAUCUUCUCGCUCUCGUUGAUCUACGUCCUCCAGAAGGAGAAGGACAAACUGACGGAGGUUGAACCGAUUGUGGCAAUGGUCCUGAUGGCGAUCGUCACCCUGCUGGCGAUACCGAUCUUCGGCCUGACCGGGUUCCACAUGGUGCUGGUGUCGCGGGGGCGAACCACCAACGAGCAGGUCACCGGCAAGUUCAAGGGUGGCUACAAUCCGUUUUCGCGCGGCUGUUGGAACAACUGCUGCUACACCCAGUGCGGUCCACAGUAUCCGAGCUUACUGAAACCGCAAAAGUACGUCGCCCGGCGAUCGAACAAGGAAAACCAAUCGAUCAGCACGAUCACGAACGAUGGCGGCCCGGGAGGUGGUGGUGGCGGUGCUGGAGGCGGAAACUCCAGCCGCCAUCUGAACUCCCAGCAGCAGGCCCUGAAUGCGGCCGGAGCCGGUGGUGCCGGUGGCCAGGGCAUCUACGAUAACAGUCGCCACACGCAGGUAAAAACCUAUAUGGACCAUGGCAAUGGUCACGGUAUUCGUACGGUCGGAUCCAGCCACUACAGUAAGCUUUCGCCGGGACGGGAAUGUUCCGACAUCGACAUGGAACCGCAGGCAUCGCAGAGUCGGGAUUGCGAACCGACUCCUCCGUUGCAGCGGCAUGGUUCCAAGAGCAACUUCUUUCUACCACCAAUUGAUGGUAACGGAGGCCUGAACCUGAACGGAGGCCCUGGCCAAAUGGUCCAGGGCGGAAACGGCGGUGGCGAUUCACCGCGGCACAUACGAAUGUACCACCCACGGCACAGUCCCCAUCCUCGCCAGCGGGGUCUAGAUCCGUCACGGAGUUUCACUCCGGAAGGUCUUUCGCCGGAUCAACCGCCACCGCUGAUCACAAUCCAGCAACAGCAGCAGCAACUGCAACAACAACAGCAACAGCAAAACCAGCAAGGCAUUCCGCGGGGAGCCUCGGCGACACCCACGAUGCAGCAAAGAAUCAAGGCACUCGGCGUAGCGACACCGCUGGCAAUGUCUAGUCCCGUGAGAAGGUCCAACCCGGGCACGCCAACCCAACCGCGACGACCGGACUUCAUCGGUGUGAAUAUGGUCGGCCAACAGCAGCAGCAGCAACAGCCUGGUGCCAUCUACUACGAUUUCCCUCUGCAACAGCAGCAGCAGCAACAAACACAGCUCCAUCAAACGGGUCUUCCCCCGGUGCAUCCCUAUCACCAACAGCAGCAGCAGCAACAGUCCCAGUACCCGAUGGUCCACCACAACGGUGGUCUACCUCAACAGCAGCAACCGCAAGCGCAGCAACGAACCGCCCCAAACGUGGUCUAUCAUCACGGAAGUCCCCAGCGGCGGUAUCUCUCGGAAGGUGAGCUGGCUCGCCAGGGAGCAGAGCUGUCCUACGCGAGGAGUAACCAAACCGUGGACAAUAUACGAGAGCUAGCCGGAAGUCCCCAGCGGGGGGUCUACAUGUGGAAAGACAUCUCGCCGGGAUUCAGCAACGAAGCCGGCAGUAAUCCCCAACAGCAACAACCCCAACAAUCGCCGGGAGUGUUUGUGAGCAUGGCCGCUUCGGUGUAUCAGAACACUCCCAGUCCAACGGCACCCCAGCAGCAGCAGCAACAACCCCAGUACGGCGGAGUCAGUGCCGCCCGGUACCAGCUCCAGCAGCAACAACAGCAAGCCACCAUGAACAGCUACCAUCCGGCAUUACGGGGUGGCGUUCCGGUGUUCCCUCCGCAACCGCUUCCGCCAUCGGCGGCGGCGGUCAGCCUCGCCAACAGCAACAAUCAGCAACCGCAGCAACAAUCCGCACAACAGGUUAUGGGCGGCCCACAGGCGCCGUCGCCGCAGAUCAAGCGGAAAGCCACGCCCACCCGGCCGAUGUCGUUCGUGAGGGCGCUGGAGAUGACCGACUCGAUGGAGCUGAACUCGACGGAUGGUGGUGGCGGUGGGGGUAACGGUGGUAGUAGUAACGGCACCGGUGGAGGUGUGCAAUCAGCGGGUGGCAGGGCGACGACCCCAACGCCUCCGGAUCGGGGCAGCGUGUACGACAUGAACUAUGAGAUUUCCGUCUAACGACGCGGCGGCAACAGUGAGGGCGGCACGGUUAGAACGGGAGACGGUGGGAGUUGGGCGUUUUAGGUUUUCUUUUUAUUUUUAGUUUGUAUGAUGAAAGUCGAGGCGAUUGUGUAAAUUCGGGGAAUUCCAGAAUGUAAUGCGCUGUUGUUACUAGAAGGUGAGCAAUGUUUCCCACUUUGAAUUUGGUAGCUGUUCUGUUUUUUUGUUGAUUGUUUUAAAGGUGGGUUUUCGUUCUUAAUUGUUAUAACGCAGCUACAAUCUUCCUUUGUACAGAUGAGUAACGUGCUCUUUUCGAAUGUUAGUGUUUAAAUUAUAGCGAUAUGUGGUAAGUGGGAACGAGAACGGAUUGUGCAUCGUUUAAAAUAGAUUUUUUUUUCAAAUUUAUUUAAAGAAAUUGCGGGUUCUAAUACAUUGUGGAUAUUUUACCCAUUCCAACCAAUAUUAUUUGACGACACGUAACCAAACGAUGGCCUGAAAGCACCUGAGUCAGGUGGAAUGUUAUUUCCCCAUGGUGCCUGUAAACCCAAUUAUAUAUUUACCCUCGAGAUAAACCUAUGGAUCCAGCUUCCUUUGGUGGAAGCUGUCCCACGCGUGCAGCUAUUUGACUAUAGAGGCCAUCCUGGCAGUCCUGCUUAUGCCUCUUGUGCCGCGCAUUUCGAAGCACUCUAAGUCCUCCCGGAUAGGGAAGGAUAACAAUAGGCACCAUACCAAUGAUGACGCAGAGCGAAUAGUGAGACAUCGUGCGGUACGCGCUCGCAACCCGCAGGCGCGUCAGCCUAUAAGUACAGCUUCCGCUCGAUAACUGAGCUUUGUCGACAGUCCAGUAAGCGAGCGCCGCUCGAUAACUGGACUGAGCUUCCGGAGCCGGAGGCUAUUGUUAUAUUUUGUUUUGUUUACCGAUUUGUAAAAUGUGGGGUUAUAUUUCGCUUAUUUUUGACAGAUAACUGCUUUUUAACUCGACUUUGCCCCAGUUAUUGAGCGCCCAGUUAGCACCUUCCCCGCCGUAUCGAUCAAGCAUAUUGGUUUCUCCCAUAUUGACUCAUUGCCAGCCCUAGUCCCCGACUGUCCUACGAAAGGAGGCCAAGUACUAGAAUCAUAAAGCGAAGAAAGUCCCUCGAUUAUUCCCUCCAACAUCUGUAGAAGCCAGUACACCUCUCGUGUUGGCCAUCACGAUUCUGUAGGCAUCAUCCAACGGAUUCGCAUUGACACUCUGACAGAGACCCUCAAAGCAGGCCUUUUUGCUUGCCCUUAUCUCGGGCUUCAGCGCGCCUUUAGCAGCGGCGAACGUCACUCGCCAGCCGUUUCGCUCAUCCUCAGUUCGUGCUCACUGCAUCCGCCGCCUAGCCCGUAGGCAGGCGCGGUGCGGGUCCGCAAUCCAUCAGUAGGCCGGGAGUCUUCCAUUUUCAGGGUGGACUUGUCUAGGCAUGGUCGCAUCGUACGCACGCGAGAGCACCGCUACCAGCUCAUUGACCGCUUGAACCCCUUCUUCGAAGUAUGAUGUCUUCCACCUGCGAGGGCUUGGCCUAUCCGCCUCUUCCUACCCGCUGCCUGCUGUUGUAAAUGAUCACUGUGAGUGUAGCCAUCGUCUACUCUUCAGUUCGAAUUACUUGUUAGGCCAGGACUACAAAAAGUAACGUCAAUAAUAAUCGAUUCCGCACCGUUCCAACUAUAGGAACUCUUGGUACCGACAUUAGCCAGGUCGACAUCUAGCUUGGCAGGUGUCUAGCAGGAUCUGACCCCGCUGUUCUGUAAUGACAAAUCUGUUCCAUGUUUCUUUAGCCGUUGCAACAUUUCUGAACAAGGCUGUAGUUAGUCGGAUGGCUGUAGAUUCUUGCUGCUCCAACUGACGAGCGUUAUGAAACCUUGUAUCCACGCGUUUCGAACGCCGUUCACUGAAAUUGGAUUCCAGUUGCUUGACGGCACUCCGGUUGUCUUCAUGAACUGUAGCGGAUAGCUGGGUCUUGAUUCCCAGAUCAUCGAAAAGGCGUAGAAUCCAGGAUAAUUCCUUGCAGCUCUCCGUUACCGCAACGUAUUCGGUUUCCGAACUACCUAAGCUCACACAAUCUUGCUUCCUGGAACACCAUCCGAUCAUACCACCUGCGUACCGGAUCAGAUAGCCCGUGGUCGAUUUCCGAGUCAGCAUCUACGAAUACCUCCAGUUGAGAGGAGUUUGCUCCAAGGAUCAAUUCGUGAUCAAUAGUACCUUUCAAGUACCUACCGCAGGAUACGCUUGGCCUCCACCCAAUCACCCUGUGAUGGGCAACUAGUUUUUUCGACCAAGAAUUCAAACUGUUGCUGCAACAGGCGAGUGCACAUGACCACGUACAACAAUCCACAAAUUAAGCUGGCAAACUGGUGGUUAUUGGACAGCGGCGUCUCCUUCUUUGAAUGUAGGUGGCCAGGAACCAACGGAAUGCUGGACGAUUCCGCAUCUUUCUGACCAAACCUGGCCAAUAGCUUCCGGUAGCUCUUCUGGUUCAGCGCAACAUGUUCCUCUGACCGCGUGACUUGAAUACCGAGGAAGAACUUGAUGUCCCCGAGAGAUGUCUGUCACCGUGAAAUGUCAGUUCAGCUGCUUGAUGAUGUUCUCGUAUACACGUUCAGUCUCACACACUAUAACGAAAUCAUCAACGUAGACAGCAAUGUAGGCCAGCUUACCUUUGUUUUUCCAGACGUAGAGACAACUGUCGUUCUUCGAUGGCUCGAAACCCAUGUGCUUGACUACGUCGUCCAAUUUGUGGUUCCAGAUACGAGCGGCUUGCUUUUGCCCGUACAACGCCUUUCUCAGCCGACACACUAGGCUUUCUUCAUGAGCUGUGUAUCCAGGAGGCAGCCGGAUGUAAACAGUUUCUUCCAGGUCUCCGUUCAGAUAAGCUGCCUUGACAUCAACAUGCUUGAUCAGAAGAUUUCGUCGGCUUGCAACGGAGAAGAGUCCGCAACGUCACUUGUUUCACCACUGGGGCAAAAAUUUCGUCACUGCACUGAACACACAAUUUUCUUCAGGCGACACCGCCUUCCUCGCUUUUUUCCGUAAGCAACGUGUACACUGGCAAACAUCAAAGCGAUCGAACACUAGCACCUCUGGUGGAAGGAUCGCAUAAAUCAAAUAAAAUUUGAAUUAAUCGUUAAAUGCAUGUGCCAAACCGUUUUGAAGAGUGUUACGCUGUUUGUAUGUGGUCUAGUAGGAGCUGUUUUGUUAGUGGUGACUCCUAUUCGAUUUGUUCAAGUUUUCACAUCUUCCGGGAAAUCUCCCGGAGCUGGAAUAGAGUGCAGUAAAGGCAGCCCCAGUGACAAGUAAUUGAUUCCAGAAAACCGAGUUUGGUAGUUGUAUGGUGCUUGAUUUGCAGCCGUGUUUGGCCGAUAUGUAUGGCCAUCGAAAGUUGUUUUGGGUAUAAUACACAAAAAAAGGGUAUCAAACUAUUUAUACUCCUGAAGGAACCCCACGAGAACUUCCAGCAGGAAAUCCAGUAAGAAUCCCAGUAGGAACUCUUGAAGAAAUUUCUGUAGAAAUCCCAAGAAAAACCCCAGAUGAAAUUUCAGGAGAACCUUUUGGAGGAAUCCCAACAGGACCACCUGGGGGAAUCACAGGAGGACCUCCUAGAGGAAUAUCAGGAGGCAUCCCUGAAGGAACAUCUGGAGGAACCCUAGGAGAAACACCUGAAGCAACCCCAGGAGGAACUCGUGGAGGAACCUUAGGAGGAACUUCUGGAGAAAUCCCUGAUAGAACUUCUGCAGAAACCCUAGGAGAAACUCCUAGAGGAAUGUCAGAAGGAACUUCUGGAGGAAUCCCAGGAGGACCUCCUAGAGGAAUCUCAGGAGGAACUUCUAGAGGAAUCCCUGGUAGAACUUCUGGAAAAUCCUAGGAGAAACACCUGGAGGAAUACCAAGAGGAAUCACGAGAGGACCUCCAAGAGUAACUUCUGGAGGAAUCCCUGGAGGAGCCAUAGGAGAAACUCCUGGAGGAAUCACAGGAGGACUUCCUACUAGAGAAAUCUCAGGAGGAGCUUCUAGAAGAAUCUCUGGUAGAACUUCUCGAAAAUCCUAGGAGAAACUCCUGGAGGAACCCCAUGAGGAACUCCUGGAGGAAUCACAGGAGGAUCUCCUAGAGGAACUUCUGGAGGAAUUCCUGGAGGAACCCUAGGAGAAACUCCUGGAGGAACCUCAGGAGGAAUCACAGGAGGACCUCCUAGAGGAAUCUCAGGAGGAACUUCUGGAAAAAUCCCUGGUGAAACUUCUAGAGGAACCCUAGGAGAAACUCUUGGAGGAACCCCAGGAGGAACUCCUGCAGGAAUUAGCUAGGUCGACAUCUAGCAUGACCAGUGUAUCUAGCAGGAUCUGACCCCGCUAGUAUCCGCUGUUCUGUAAUGCAGAAUCUGUCCCAUGCAUCUUUAGCCGUUGCAACAUUUCUGAAUAAGGCUGUAGUUCGUCGGUUUUCCGUCUUGAUGACCGCCCACGUACCUUCUCGGAUCAUGACCAUUUUAAGUGUAGAGAUUCGGGAAAUGCAGCUUUUCUGCCCUCGCACCCGAUCCGCUAAUGAUAACAUUAGCGGAUCUUUCUCUGAUAGGAUUCUUGAAUUAGUCGUCAACGGUGCUAGUCCAGCCGAAUCCAAUUCUGAAUCCGCUUGCUAGCUUCCUGCUGAUGCUGUUCCGGACGGUCAUCCGGCGCCUGGAAGUGCUUCUGAGCCGCUGUCGUUCAUUCUUCGAAUUGGAAUGACAUUUUCAAGUCUACGAAAUCUUGAAAUUUCCAAUAGAUCAUUGAAGCCGACUUUUACGCUACUCACCGCAUCAAAACAAAAGCGCCGCCGGAUAUGGACGGUAACACAGUGACAGCAGUCGAGUAACGCAAACACACAAGGCUACGGUGGCGCUAUCUGUUCAUUUUAUAGCGGCCGUUUUAGUUAUUUUAGUGAUCCAUUUGCUUAUACUGUUCAUCCGUUGCCAGUGAAUCAAAAUUCAACCAUCGCGCAACAAUAAUGACAAUGUCGCAACCUGUAUUUGUCGCGACAAUCCACCCAAUGCGACAUAAGAUUGUCCCAACUUAAAAAUAAUAGGAUAAACAUCGUACACCACGAGAUUAGAGAUUUUCAAGCCUUGCAUUGCGAUUUUCGAAGGGUAACUUCGAGUCGGUAAACACUACAACCACGACUACAACUCUGUUGAAGAUCUAUCAUCAAAUAGUUUCGACUUCGGGUUAGUAAUAAUUAAUUAUUCACGAGUUGAAAAGUACGCAACAAAUUCAGCUUCCGUUUUGUCUGCAACAAAAAAUUUCAAGGUCAUGUCAUUAUCUGUUACCAGUAGGGAUACGUCGUGCCUUCUUUGUUGCUUGUUUUGUGCCUCUUUUGCCUGACAAUUCUCUUCACUGUCCGUUGCUAAAGAAAUACAGGCCCAUAACCUGAAGGAAAACACGUGCGGUUGCAACAGAAUGACAAAUUAGAAUGUUUUUAUUUUAUUUAUAUCGAUGUUUCACUUAACACCUUGUGAUUAAGGUGGCAAUGACAACUGCUAUAAAAUCGAAUACUUAAAACUACUUAAACUACUUAAAUAACAAAAAAGAAAGCAAGAUGCAAUAUACAAAUGACAUUGAUGAUAUACCACAACAGUUCAGAUAAAAGCUAGACGGCUGGAACGAAGUAAUUUCUCUCAAAGUCUCAAGUAACAUUUUCUAGUCAAAUAUAUGGUAAGUGGGGGCAGGAUGGGUCACCUAAGAAAUGGAUCCCUAUAACUUUCUGAAUAUAAAUCGCAUUUCUCUGUAUUCUACCACGACUCUCAGAUACACUAGUCAGCUAUGAUAUAAGAGUAUAAAAAGGUAAUAAAGUUUGAUACCUGCUUCUUGACAAACAAUUUUCAAAACAUGACCCAUCUUGCCCCACCUCAGUUUAACGGGGGCAAGAUGGGUCAGCUAUAAGAAAACUCGAUUUUCCUCCAACAAAAAAUACUAUAUCUUCUAGUUUUUCUCUAUACAUCUAAGCUUCAUAGACGUACAGAUUACAUGAAGAAAGUGUUGAAACAUAUCGGUAGAUUAUUCUCAGAACUAGCAGAUUUUUGUUCGGGUAGCCAUAAACGGACUUUCAAAACCUAUAUUUUUUGAAGGAAAAUUUAAAAAAUAUGUUCUCAAAUUUUCAGUGCUCUCAUCGCUUCGAUAAUGUAGGUCACAGAAUAGCCUUUCCAUGAAAAAUAAAACAUUUUCAAAAACUAUGCAAACACACUGAAAAAUUAGGGUGACCCAUCUUGCCCCGUCUACACAAUACACGUAGUUAUAUGGAAUGUAUAGCAUAAGAAGUAUAACGAAAAAAUAUUUUGUUUUUUUUUCUGUGCGAGGAACGUAUAAAAUUUUCAAAACAAUAUACCAUUUUUUUGUGUAUCCCCGUCGUUUAUCUGGGAAAAUUAUUGAAACAUUCAAAACAUAUAUUGUGCGAUUGAAAACGGUACUGACCCAUCUUGCCCCCUGACCCAUCUUGCCCCCACAUACCAUACUAGAAAAGGUUCUUGGAAAUAUGAUAAAACCAAAAUAAAAAGUAUUAGAAUUUAAGAUGGUUUUCAAAACCACUACAAGACUGAUUGGUCAUCAAAAUGUUACUUGGAUCUAUGGCACUCGCAAACCAACGGAAUGAGAAAAUAGCAAUAUGAUCAACGAUAACUGCAUGGUUGCAAGUAGAGACAGGGGCAGGCUUAGUCUUUUGCAGUCUUUGCCUUUCCAUGAUUAAAAGCCAUGUAGUAGUUCAACAUUUCAAAGCGUCAAAUUUUCUCCGAUCAGUGAUUUUCAGUUACACGUGUUUUAUUAGUGUUCAAUCCGUUCUGCGAAUCCUACUCAUCACAUUGCUGGCCUAUAUAUUCCGCCCUUUUGGUUGGUAAGUUUGCUAGUUUGUAGUUCAACACCUAUCACACUGGGCCAGGAACAGACAUUAGCAAGACAAAACCUCUAGCACACUGGGGAUACGUCCAAUCAAGUUGGUGUCUUCGGCAAAGUUGUUGGGUUUUAUCUGCGCCUCAAAUUGCGCUUGGAAUUUAGUUCGUAAAACCGCCGCAUAGGUGGCGCUGCGGUGCUAACUUCUUUAUUUCACAUCCUAGAGUUUUGGGGUCUUCGGCAAAGUUGUAGAACAGGCAAAAAUAUGAAAAGUUGUCGAAGACACCAAAACUCUAGCUCUUGAAAUAACAAAGUUACAUUAAAUAUUAUAAACGAACGACUUAAAUUUGCGCUUUUAUGUCAUUCUCUUGUUUAUCACCCUACAUGUUGCUAUGACAACAGAAAACAAUAAUCGCAGUUGUCGAACAAGAUCGUAGAUUUGAAUUUGUAUUUCACUCUUGCAACAAUCAUGCGUUUUGAGCUAGGUUUUGAGCAAUAAUACAUACAUUUGACUAGGUAUUACUAGUAGAAAUUUCUGUUUUAUUGUAUAUGAGUGAUAUACCGUAAUCUGCACCUGAUUUUUCCUGAAUGAAACGUAAGUUCCGUAGGUGAAUAAUUACACUUCUUGAAUCUUUUUAAACAGUCGGGACUCCUACAAGACAUUGCCACUCACUUUACGCCCACCGCAAAUUCCAGGUUGUCGUGCAUCCAAAUAUGUUUAUUUUCAGUAUUUGACAAAUCAAAAGAGGAGCCUAAUUUGAGCCUGAUCGAAUUCAAAAAUAAACUGAGUCGGAUACAAGUUAGCUGAGAUAUUGUGGUUGGCGUAAAGUGGAUGGCAGCGUCUUAUAUGAGUCCCAACUUUACACCCUCAUUAUUAUAUCGUAAUGCGUUUGCUGAGAGAUUUCAUGAUUAUCUUUUGAAACAUUUCACUAUCGGGGCAAUUGAUUUUAAUUUUCACAUAAAAUUAAACCUACUUCAUCGAAAUCGCGCAAUAUCCCACAGGCUAAUGACUGUUUACUUUAAUUAUACUUAUUAUAAUAAAUAUAUUAGUGAAUUUAACUAAUUUACCUUUAUUUUGCUAUCGUGACAACGCACAAAAUCCGUGAAUUGAUAAUUUGUCAACAUUUAUCAGAUAAAUCUUUCAGUUCCAUUCAGCUGUUCACAUUGUUUCUGAUUUGAUGCUAAAGCGAAUAAUAUAAAACUAUAAAAGAUACUAUAAGUGAAAAAUGCGUUUAAUUCGGGCAAAAUCAGGAAGGUGCACAUCGACAGCUAGCGAUAUAACAUUCAUAUAGGUAUGUACAUUAAAACAGGAAUUUCUACUAGUAAUACAUACCUAGAAAAAUGUAUAUAUUAUUCCUCAAAACGCAUGAUUGUUGCAAGAAUUUCAAAUUUCAUAUACGGUCUUGUUCGACUUCUGCGAAUAUUGUUUUCUGUUGCCAUGGCAACAUGUAGGGUGAUAAACAAGAGAAUGACAUAAAAGCGCAAAUUUAAGUCGUUCGUUUAUAAUAUUCAAUGUAGCUUUGUUAUUUCAAGAGCUAGAGUUUUGGUGUCUUCGACAACUUUUCAUAUUUUUGCCUGUUUUACAACUUUGCCCAAGACGCCAAAGCUCUAGGAUGUGAAAUAAAGAAGUUAGAACUGCAGCGCCACCUAUGCGGCGGUUUUACGAACUAAAUUCCAAGCGCAAUUUGAGGCGCAGGUAAAACCCAACAACUUUGCCGAAGACACCAACUUAGUUGCACGUAACCCCAAUGCGCUAGAGGUUUUGUCUUGCUAAUGUCUGUUCCUGGCCCAGUGUGCUAUGUGUAGAUAAAUGGCUUCCUUUCCUAGUCGGAGCAGAGCAUAUCCCUUCAUCGCCAUAUCCGUAUUAGGCGUACGCUGUCUAUUGUUUAUUGUUUGCUAGUUCUACACACAUACACAUCAACAGGCUGGCCGCUGAUUGUAAAGCUAAAGACCAUAUUCUAAGUAACAAUCGUUGGAUGUUUGGAAGAGAGAUGAUUUAAUGUAUAGUUAAUUUUCGCUGAGGUUAAUUUAUUUUUUGAUUGCCACUUUUAGCAAUGGGGCAAGAAUAAAAAAAAAAAACAAAUUGAAAGUGUCGCCAGGCUAAAGUAGAACCAGAACGUUUUGUUUUUAAGAUAGUUUGUUGCGAAUUCGGAAGGGACAACAACUUGUAAAUAGCGAAUCCCAUUGUUGUCCAUCGAUGAACACAGCACAUACAUACAUACACACAUACACACAGCACAUACAUCCAACACAAAUGGAAUACAAAUCACAGACGGGGGCGAAUGAUGAUACGUUUGUAUCAGCAAGUGCCGACAACACGAAAGAAAAGAACUGCUAGGUUAUGUCACACUACAAAGCAUAUUAUUUUGAAUUUUGUUCUUAAAUAGGUAUUAUUAGUCAAAGGGUAUACAGUUUCGGGAGGGACCCCAAACCCGACGAUGAUGGUCGUGGGAAGGUAUGUGUAAUAGUUUGAAAGUAGCACAGGAAACCGAUGUUUGUGUUGAUCGUUUGACGGGCGUAUAAUGUUAGAAGAAAAAAACGACGAGGUUAGGAAACUUUCACACUCCAGCUAAGUCGUUAGAGAUUAAGCAGAAUACUUUUCCCCCUUUGUGAAUCCUUCCGUUUUGGCAAUUACAACAAAAAGAGAGAGAUGGAAGUCCAAAAACAAAACAAAAAUCAAGUCUAUAUUCACUGCCCGUUGUUGUUGAGCCUAGAUUACCGAGAAAACUACUACCUUUCUUCCCACUGAGCCGCGCGCGCAUGAACCGUUCGUCGGUAGAAUUGGCAACGCUGCGCGACCACAAUGUUGCCAGUUAGGUGUAUAGAGUUUAAGGAACCAACAUGCAUCACUGUGUACAGAGCUAUGUAUAACUAGAAAACAGUUAAAAGGAAAUUUUUGUACAAUUUGUGUAACUCUGUUAGUUUAGUUCACGACAUUUCAUGACGAUAGGAUUCAGAACUCAGAAGUUUCACGCAUCGAGAUUUCAUGAAAAAAAAGAGAAGAAGGAUUUUUGCAAGCAACAGACUGCACCACGCCGAAAAGCGAAAUUAUUUCCCAUCCGGUUCCUCAAAAGCUCGAAUCAUCCUUAAGCAAAAAUUUUAACCUUUACAUGCUCAUUCAUUCAUCUCCUUUUUAUAGAAAUCAUAAAUCAAACUUAACCAAUCUAACCCCAGUACUGAAAUCGAAUGAGACAAAAAGUAAAAUCAAUCAUUCUGGAACAGAAAAAAUCGCCAAAAUUAAGCUUUGUAACAUAGAAAGUAUGUAACAAAAAAAAAUCCACAAAAAUUGUCGUACUAGAGUUCCGAAAUCCAUCCCCCUGUUUCCAAGAAGAAGAAAAGAUGAUUGCUCGGACUCGGACCCCCAAGUUUGCCAUAAAAUAAGAGUGGACACGUCAAAAAAAAAAAAAUCGUCGGCAAGGAGUCAAAAGAACAAAAUUAGUGCAACAUUCUCCGUGCGUGUGUGUUUGUAAAAUUAGUUAUUAUUGAAAGAAGAAGAAGAAGAUAGCCACGCAGACACGUUGGGCCAGAGAAAAAGAAAAUGUAUUUAUGAAAAACAAAUGUGUAGGUAUAUGCGGUUUUGGAAGCAGAAAGGGGAAGAAAUAUGAUUUUUUGUUUGAGACGUGGACAUGAUAUGGGGAAGGAGAAAACUGGAUAGAAAAUGUGUAAUUGUCAUGAAGAAGAAGAAAAACAGAUAAAACAAAUGCUAUAAAUAUACAAAACUGGAAAAAAGAAGAAAAACUGGAAACAAUUAUAUAUAUGAAGAAACGGAAAAAAUGUAAUAUUUCACUGUGAAUAUAUAUAUACAUAAUAAAACUGACAAAGGUGAAAAAAUCA